This is a messenger RNA of Panonychus citri (citrus red mite), 822 nucleotides long. RefSeq lists its product as uncharacterized. Bases 1 to 558 code for a protein of 185 amino acids. The record is from RefSeq and is a predicted model, not a curated record. Lineage: Eukaryota; Metazoa; Arthropoda; Arachnida; Trombidiformes; Tetranychidae. The transcript has a single exon.
AUGUUUUUUGACAACAGUAAAUGUUUUGGACAAUCUUUAGCUUUUGCUGCAACAAUUUGCUUCUGGUUAACAUUGUUAACUAAUCACCAGGUUCAUGGUAACAUCGGUGUUAAACCUUCUGCAGCCAAUUUAACCGCUAGUAAUGUACCUUAUCCAUAUUAUGACUAUGAACGGGAUCCUCGACAAUGGUUCAGUCAAGGUUAUGGAUCAUAUGGAACCACUUUCGCUCCUUUCAACGGUGGAAUUGAAACAUUGGUGGUGGGUUUCAUGAUCUCUCUUGCAAUUGGUUUUAUUGGAUUGCCCUUGAUGAUCCUUCUUUACUCCAUGUUCUUGGGUAACACUGGAAGUGGAUUCAGUUUGGUUCCUCCAUCAGCUGCUACCACCACGAUCAAUGGUCGUAAACGUCGAGAGGCAAAUGUUAUUGAAGCUCUAUUACCCCAAUUGGAUUCUGUGAACAAUGAGAAAUUGAUUGAUAUAUUUAAAAAGUUAACAGCUCAACCUGAUCAAAUGAAUUAUCUGAUGAAGUUUUUCAAGAAUAACAAAGAGCAACAAAAAUAGAAAAUAAUUCACACCAGAGAAGAAAAUGUGAAUAAUUAAAUCAGAAGAUUCAAUUAAAUUGUGAAAAUUCACCUGAUCGAGCUUAAGAAACCUUUUUUACUUACUGGUAAAUGUAAUGUUUUUAUAUGUAUCACAAUCACAUCUCACCUUUUUGGUUUGAGAUCCAUAACCAAACAAAAAUAGUAGACCAUCAAAUAUUCUGUGUUCUAAACGAGAAUAAAACAAUUCAUCAAUUAUACUGAUUCAAUUGAUAAUUUAACAUAA